AAUGGUAUCUGUUUCUUUUAAGCUUUCUGUCUGAAUCCCAAAAUACUGAUACCGCAAAUCCAUCUAUCCAUGAACUAAUCCAAGAGAAAUACGCACAAGGUGGCGGAUAUUCCCAUUCGGAGGACACGCCCUCUGACAACUUUAACUGUAGUUUAUUUCCCACGGUGAUGCCUAGUUAUGCAGAAGAGCACAUCAUCGCGUAUCAUGGCUCUUUUCUGCGCGAUUUCACUUCACUUUCAUCAGAGGUUAUAAAGUGUCGCUUCGCCAAAGUAAUCGGAAGAGCCCAGCAGUGCGCGCGCGCGGAGGUUACGCGGGGAUAAAGAAACGCGCUUUCAGUCGGUGGGAAAGUAAAUGGGAUGAAAGCUCAGGUCAGUGAGGCAGCAGGUCGGACAUUCAAAGCUUCUUAAGUGUAGCAGGUGGAAGAAGGAAGAUCUAGAGGAGGAGGAGGAGGAGGAGGCGAACCCACCCUGGAGUCCGCACGGAGCCUGGAAAGCACCGGUGUGCGAGACAGAUAGGUGGUCGUAUCAUCUACCUGUGCACCGCUUACCAAAUUUAUUUUGCACAUUUUCACGCAGUUCUCCUGAAGGAUGGACGGAUUAACAGUGUAAAUAAGCGGCAGUACAUAGGAGAGGCUGUUCCGUACGCGCAGAAGUCAGCAAAUGUCUGCUAUGAGAAUGGAUAGGGACCGAAAGAGUUGGCACUCUUGGGAUAAUAAAUCCAGUAUGGACAGAAGGAGUCAUGGUAGGAUGAUAAAGGAUGUAGAGCGCGGACAGCAAUGGACCGUGAUUUUUCUUGUGUCACUCGCUCUGCAGCCGCAGGUGACGUGUGCAGUGGGCACUUUUGAGGUGCAGAUCCGACAAUGGCUGAACCCUCAUGGCUUUCUACAGAGUGGUCAGUGCUGUGACCCCCAGGCCAGCGGGGGGCAGCGCUGUUCAUCAGGUGAUCAGUGUGACACCUUCUUCAAAGCCUGUCUGAAGGAGUACCAGGCUCGAGUUUCACCUACUGGGACUUGUACCUACGGUACCAGCAGCACACCUGUACUGGGUGGCAACUCCCACACCUUACAUCACCAUGGGAAUGAGGGAACCCAAAGCAGAAAUGGGCGAAUUCUCAUCCCGUUUAAAUACGCAUGGCCAAAAUCGUUUUCGCUUGUGAUUGAGGCACUGGACCAUGACAAUGAAACAUCACAGACAGGUCGUGAAGAAUUAAUAGAACGAGUGUUGAUGUCCUCCAUGCUGAACCCAGGUGAAAAGUGGCAAAUAUUUCACCAUCACGGCAACACGUUCACUCUUGAAUACCGUCUGCGGUUCCGAUGCGAUACUAAUUACUACGGGCCGUUCUGCAACAAGCUCUGCCGUGCACGCGAUGACUUUUUCGGCCAUUUUGACUGCGAUCCUUCUGGUAGCAAAACGUGUAAGGAGGGCUGGACUGGACCGGAGUGCACACAUGCGGUGUGCAAGCAGGGAUGUCAUCUGGAUCACGGCACUUGUGAUCUGCCCGGAGAUUGCAAGUGUAAUUAUGGCUGGAAAGGGGAACUGUGUGAUGAGUGCGAAACAUUUCCCGGAUGUGAUCAUGGCACUUGCACUGAACCCUGGAAGUGUGUUUGUGACACAAAUUGGGGCGGCCUGCUCUGCGACAAAGAUCUGAAUUAUUGUGGUACUCAUCAACCGUGUAAGAAUGGUGGUACUUGUACGAACACCGAACCCAACGAGUACUUGUGUGUGUGUCAGGAGGGUUUCCAUGGCCGCAACUGUAACAUUGUGGAGCAUGCAUGUCUCUCUUCUCCAUGUGAGAAUGGUGGAACAUGUAUUGAACACCCAACAGGAUUCAGCUGCGUGUGCAUGCAGGGUUGGACAGGACCCACCUGUGCCGCUGCAGUGUUGCAUUGUGACUCCAGUCCUUGUGGGCGUGGCGCUACGUGUCAAGAGACGCCUCAGGGUUUCCAGUGUCUGUGUCCUCCGUUCUGGACCGGAAGAACCUGCCAGCUCGACACUAAUGAAUGUGAGACUGGUGUGUGUGUCAAUGCCCGCUCUUGCCGUAAUCUGAUUGGGGGAUAUUUGUGUGACUGCCUUUCUGGUUGGUCGGGGCCAAAUUGUGACAUCCGGAACAGCAGCUGCCAGGGUUUGUGUCUGAAUGGAGGACGCUGUGAGGGCUCUCAGUGCGUAUGUUUGCCGGGUUUCUCUGGUAAACACUGUCAGGUGGUCCUGAAUGCUUGUGACAGCAACCCCUGUCUGAAUGGUGGGCACUGUAAGGAGCAUCAAGGUGGCAGAGGCAUCUUCUGUAGCUGUCAGAUGGGAUACACUGGCACCCAUUGUGAAUCUGUGCUGGAUCUUUGUAAUCCCACCCCCUGCCCAAAGGGGGUACCGUGUCGCCGUACAGAAGGAGGCUACUUGUGUGUCUGUCCUGAAGGUUACUUUGGAAACGAGUGCAUGAGCCUUAAGGAUUCAUGUCAUGAACCCCACUGCAAAGGUGCAAUGUCAGAUCCAGGUGAAAGUAGGUUUAGUAUAUAUAUGGUGUUGGUGAGCGUAUUUGCUCUGCUCGUCGCAGGCGGCUGUUCUGCGUGUGCGCUCCUGCUCUCCCGUCUGCACCACCGCAAUCGUACCAAAGAGCAGCUACGUACUUCGGCACCAGAGGACAACGCCAUUAACAACCAGCGGCAGUUCUGCACUCUCAUCCGUAACCUGGACCACAGCGUGGCUAUCCUUCCACCAGUGCAAACAGUGCCCACAUCAAUGCUCUCUGUGCCUGCACACUGCAGUGAAGAGAUUGAACUUACUCUCCCCCCGUCGCCCGCCCCAUCCCCAGCUCUGAAACCGGCCCACGUGCCAAAACUGGACAUCUCCAACCGCGAGCGGGAGAAACUAAAUCGUUUCCACUAUGCAGAAAACCAGGAACUUGAGGUGUGACCGGUCCUUGACCGCUGGGAGGGACUCUCGACUUCCUGGAGGAUUGUGCUCCGAUUUGGUUGAUUUUUGUUAAUCAACCUCUGCUGUAGAACCUUGACCUCUGAGAUUUACUUUAUAAAGACCAGAGAAGGUUCCAACUGAGAAGAUAAUAUUGGCACGGGACCAAUCCAUUGUCAACUGAAGUCACUAUAUUGACAGGUCAACAGGAGUUAAGGGCAGCGUGAUGAUUUAAAGGCCAGUCGUUCACCUUUAUUCUUGGAUAUUUAAGUGUAUUUUAUUAUGUUUACAAUUGUGCCCUUUAUAUUCGUUCACAUUUGUUUGUUUGUAAGUGUGGGUAUGUGUGCGUGCAUUUGUGAGCGUGUAACAGAGUAACGGAGUCUUGAUCUUAAAAAUAACGGAGUCUUGAUCUUAAAAAUUUGAUCUUAAAUUUGAUCGUAUUAUAAUUUUUUAAAAGCGCGUACGUGUGAUUCAUGGAACGGAUGUAUGCACAGAAAACGCGCAUACGCCUCACUUUGAGAUCAGAUGAGAAAUCUUUAAUCGCAAAUUAUCUUGAAAUUUUGCGUCUUUAAAGAGCACCUAUUUCAUUGGUAAAAAACAACGUUAUUUUGUGUAUUUGGUAUAAUACAAUGUGUUUUGUGGUUAAAAAACACAUUAUUUUUCACAUACCGUACAUUUUUGUAGCUCAAGAUUUCACUCUCUUCCUGAAACACACAGAUUUUAAAAGCUCUGUGGCCUGAUUGGCCAGCUAAUAUGUUAUGAUUGGUCUGAAUACCUCUGACGUCAAUCGGAAAUGCGACGCUCCUUACCAUGUUUGAAAGAUUUGGUCACAAUGCAGUGCUAAGAGGAGUUAACUUACAGGCUGUUAGUCCGAAGCAGGAGGAAUUAUGAUAAUGUCGGUCUUUCACCAAUCCCAGGAAGUAAACUGUUGCCUACAAUUCGUGUGUUUGUCGUAGUCCAAAAAAAGAGAUUAACAUUGGAGAUGAUAACUCGCGUCAUCAUUUACUUUGGGGUAUGUACCUUUUGUCUAUCGUUAACAUGUACUAAUACACACUUACACACCAAAGGAAAUGUAAAAUCAUGAAUUGGACCAUUGGUGCCCUUUAAACAAUACUUGAUUAAUAACAUUGACAUGUAAAAAAAGUUAAACACCUGUCAAUGGUUAAAUCUUUUUUGAGCAGCAAGAAUGUCUUCCAAAAACCUGGAGGAAUCGGACAAGCAAAAGUGCGUACGUUUACUUGGACCCUGACGUGGUGCUAAUUUUUUCACGUCAAAGGCGUUCUUAUUGGAUUUUUGCGUACACACACUCUACGAUAAAAUCUGUGCGUAUGCAUGCUUUAUGAACUUGAGACCUUUUGAAAAAACAAACGGAGUCUUAAGCCUUAAUUAUAGUUUGUUUUUUACGUGCACCCGAACAUAUGCACAUGGUCGAAGGCACAGCCUUGCAAAUCAUAGUUUAUUUGACUCGUACGUGUAUGCAGACAUUCGCUUACAUUCGUCAUGCACUCUGUACGCGGACCAUCGUUUAAAAAUGGGACUAUACUACUAUUCUAGCUUUAGUAGUAAAUUUCUUUGGUCUGGAUCUGUUCGCUUCAAGUUUGGUGUCUUGAUCUGGAUUUGGAUGUAGUUUAAUGGUCUUGAAAAUGACAUCUAAAACCCAAGUCAUUAUUUUCCUAAAUAAAUAUAUAGAAAUUAAUUUAAUUUUGACCAAAAUUGCCUUAUUUGUAUAUUAUGAUUCUGUAAAAGUUGUUGAUAAAUAUUACAUGUUCCUUAAUUUUAUUUAGCGUCAACUGGAACAAAUAUGAAAGUCUUUAUUAUUAUCAGUUUAUGACAUUUGUUAUUCAUCAUCAAUGCACUGUAGCUCUUUUGUCUGUCAACAAAAUAAAUAUUGUGUUGACUGAUAGAUUGACCUCUGCACACUGACUGUUGAUUUAUUUUGUAGCUCUGUUUACUUCUAAAAGCUGUCAAAAUUACAUCAUCACACGAACAAAAACUGAACUUGCUGCAGUCUUCUACUGAGCUUUAGGAAUUUCACUUAAAAUGUGCACCUGCAGAACUUCACGGAAAGCUCAGCAGAUGUCAGAUAUUUGGUACUGCAGUAAAAUAAACGGCAGUAAAUCUGUGUUACAUUUCAUUGCAGAAAAAAUAAAAGGCUUUUUGGACUCACUUUCAUUUGUAUGGUUUUAGUCUUGAUCGGGGUCUCUAUCUGGAUGGUUUGAUCUUGACUCCAGCUCUGUUGUGUACCUGUG
Misgurnus anguillicaudatus (oriental weatherfish) is the source of this 5152-nucleotide messenger RNA. RefSeq lists its product as uncharacterized. Gene Ontology annotation, cellular component: membrane. NCBI's taxonomy places the organism in Eukaryota, Metazoa, Chordata, Actinopteri, Cypriniformes, Cobitidae. Gene Ontology annotation, molecular function: calcium ion binding. The record is from RefSeq and is a predicted model, not a curated record. Gene Ontology annotation, biological process: multicellular organism development; cell communication; Notch signaling pathway.